AUGACCUCCCCUGCAACCCCCCUAGUCGAAGUUCGAUGGCAUCUGGCGAUGGACUCGGACUCGGACUCAGACACCACUAUCACUCCCAGCAAAGAGCCCUUCCUUGACUUUGACGCUGAAACCUGUGCCCCGGAUUCCACCAACGAGGAAGCGGAAUGGACCCGCGCCUUUACCAAGGCUGUCCAAGAGGAUACUCGUACUCGCUACAUCGACCCCUUCAUCAUCCCCCAUAACUCCAGCAGACCAUGGACUCGCAGCAACAUUCUCCUCGAGGAAAUCAAGGACCUUCUUGCUGAUCCCCACAUGCGCGAGACCACCCGCACUCAGUUUCUCACGAUGGUCAACCACACUCUGCACUUGCACCAAGUGAUCUUCCACCACAGCGAUCAGUUCCUGGACACGAAGGAAACGGCCGAGGCCAAGGUUAUCACGGACAUCAUUCUCAACUACCUGGUCUGGGUGGAUGGCAAGCUCCGUGACCAGGUCUCUACUGCUGAGAAUGUCUUUGUUGUUCUUGAGCAAUUGGCCCAGGAGAAGACCACUGUCGUGGAGCGAUACACUCGCAUGGUCACUGUGGUUUCUGCUCAUUUGAAGAAGCCCCGUCCCCUGGAGCGCCGCCUCCUCACUCUCUUCCUGGAGUUUUAUGAAUCAUGGGUCCACGCUGCCUUCCUCCGUCAACGCAACCAUCAGAUUCUCGUCGAGGACAUUCCCAUCGUCGCUCGCAUUGACUUGUCGCGUCGCAUCAUUGCCGUCUGGGACGUCCUGACUCGCUGCAUUGAGAACUAUUCCCUCUACACUUGGGCCAGUCGUACCAUUCGAUCCAAGUACUUUGCUCCCGCUAUGGAUCUAAUGGCUGAAAACCCGGAUAUCUGGCAGAAAUCCUGGAACAAACGCUCGGCUGUUGACAGUCCUCAGUCUGACCAUGAUGAACUGUUUGAUGAUAGUGCAAGUGAUCAGACCGUGAGACCUACGCGAGUAGCGUGA
This is a messenger RNA of Penicillium nucicola, 984 nucleotides long. RefSeq lists its product as uncharacterized. Bases 1 to 984 code for a protein of 327 amino acids. The transcript is spliced from 2 exons. The record is from RefSeq and is a predicted model, not a curated record. Lineage: Eukaryota; Fungi; Ascomycota; Eurotiomycetes; Eurotiales; Aspergillaceae.